This is a messenger RNA of Acanthochromis polyacanthus (spiny chromis), 1287 nucleotides long. RefSeq names its product cationic amino acid transporter 2 family protein. Gene Ontology annotation, biological process: transmembrane transport; amino acid transport. The coding region runs from base 1 to 1287 and encodes 428 amino acids. The transcript has 8 exons. Gene Ontology annotation, molecular function: amino acid transmembrane transporter activity. Gene Ontology annotation, cellular component: plasma membrane. NCBI's taxonomy places the organism in Eukaryota, Metazoa, Chordata, Actinopteri, Pomacentridae. The record is from RefSeq and is a predicted model, not a curated record.
AUGUCUGGGGCAAAGGUUCUGCUGUUCCUGCAGAGCCUGUCACGUAGGAAACCUCUGGAGCCAGAGGGUGAAGUGUCCAACUUUCGGCGAUGCCUGACCACCCUCGACCUGGUGGCUCUCGGGGUCGGCAGCACGCUGGGGGCCGGAGUGUACGUGCUGUCAGGAGAAGUGGCCAGAGCCGUGGCCGGGCCGAGUAUCAUAAUCUCCUUCCUGAUAGCAGCCGUGGCCUCCGUCUUUGCAGGGCUGUGUUAUGCUGAAUUUGGAGCUCGUGUUCCCAAAACUGGCUCUGCCUAUCUGUACAGCUAUGUGACUGUGGGCGAGAUAUGGGCUUUUAUCACUGGCUGGAACCUGCUGCUGUCAUAUGUCAUAGGGACAUCAAGUGUAGCCAGAGCCUGGAGUGGCACCUUUGAUGAUCUCAUUGGAAAUGUCAUUGCCAACUCUCUGGGCAAACAGGCUGCCAUGGAUUUACCUGGAUUAGCUCCCUACCCAGACUUCUUUGCAGCUGGCCUCAUAAUGCUGUUGGCAGGGAUUCUUGCAUUUGGUGUUAAAGAGUCGGCCAUUGUAAAUAAGAUUUUUACAGCAGUUAACAUCCUUGUGUUGCUGUUUGUUAUCCUCUCUGGCUUCAUUAAGGGAGACAUCAACAACUGGUACAUCAGUGAGGAGACUCUUCUAAAUGGAAAUGACUAUACGUUCUUGAAUGAAAGCAGCACAUAUGGCAAAGGGGGAUUUUUUCCUUUUGGCUUUGAAGGAACUUUAGCAGGAGCAGCCACAUGCUUUUAUGCGUUUGUUGGAUUUGACUGCAUUGCCACAACAGGAGAGGAGGUUCAGAAUCCUCAGAAGUCGAUCCCAUUUGGGAUCGUGGCGUCCCUCCUCAUCUGCUUCCUUGCUUAUUUUGGUGUUUCUGCUGCCCUGACUCUUAUGAUGCCGUACUAUUUGCUCAGUGUUCACAGCCCACUGCCUGUGGCCUUUACAUACAUUGGUUGGGGCCCUGCAAAGUACGCAGUGGCUGUGGGAUCCCUCUGUGCACUGUCAACAAGUCUCCUAGGAUCAAUGUUCCCGAUGCCUCGUGUUCUCUUUGCCAUGGCCAGAGAUGGAUUGCUCUUCAAACUUCUCAGUAAAAUGAGUGACAGACAGAAUCCUGUCAUAGCUACACUGGUUUCAGGGAUUGUAGCAGCUAUCAUGGCAUUACUGUUUGACCUGAAGGCGCUGGUUGACAUGAUGUCCAUAGGAACCCUGUUUGCCUACACACUUGUCGCCAUAUGUAUCCUCAUAUUAAGGUGGGAGUGA